UUAAUGGCGAAAUUCAAUAUUAAAAUUUUUUGUUAGAUUGCUUAAUUUUACAAUAAAUGUGAUAAUUAUGGGAAUAAUCUUAAUUUGUCUUUAUAACUUUAUAUCUUAUUACUAAAAUGACUAAUAACUAUAAACAAAAAUUGUAGGCAAAAUAAUGAAUUUAUAAUAUUAGAGAAUAAUGAUCAAAAUGAAGAAUUUACAUGAUCAAACACUAUUGUAUCGAUCUGAAAUAUUGUGUUAUUUCAUUAUUUGGACAUCGGGCAUAUUGUAUGUGUUAUUUAUACUUUUAGAAAUUAGUUCUAACUUAAAAACAUCAGAAAUUCCAGAUUUAGUUGUAGGAUGGGCAUGGCUUGGCCGAAAAAAAGAUAACUCGUGCCAUGAGUGGAGAAUAUGGAUUACAUUUAUUCUUUAUUCAUUAUCUCCAUGGAUUAUUUUACAUUCAGUUGUAUUAUUUUUAAUAAAAUUAUUUUAUAAUAAGGUAAUUAAAUUACAAGAAUAUUGGUUGAUAAUAGUGACAAUCCUUUGCUUACACACAAAUUUUGGACUAUUACCAGUUCUUUUAUGUGCUGGUAUGACUUUAAUUUAUUACUUUUUAAUGUUUACCAACAAUAAAUUAAUAAUAUGGACUACAAGUAUACUUCUUUUAGGAUUUUGGUGUAAUAAUGAUUACUUAUUUGAGUAUUUUGAUCCAAAUUUAAAUGAAGAAAUGUCAUACUUACUAUUAUUAACGGUUUACUGGCAUAAUCUGCGCUGUUUAAGUUUUGUAUUAAGUUUUAUAAAUUUAUCUAACAAAACUGAGUCUAAUUACACUCAUUUUUUGGCAUAUUCAUUUUACUUGCCAUGUUUUUUUUUUGGACCAAUUAUGAUUUAUGAAAAGUUAAUUCCUGCAUCUAAGAAUAAUGACCAUGUAAAGACUUUCAAAAAACGUUCAGUAACAUUGAUAAUAAAAGUAAUGAGAUGUUUAUUUUGGAUGCUCGUUGUUGAAUUUGUUUUGCACUUUAUUUAUAUUAACGUUUUUCUACAAAAUAUCAAAGUAUUGAAAAAAUUUGGAAUAAUUGCACUUAGUGGAUUUGGUUUUACUAUGGGACAAUUUUUUUUUAUUAAGUAUACAGUUGUAUAUGGUUUAGCAAUUGCAAUUGCUGAAUUUGAUGAAUAUAUUGAACCUCCUAAACCUCCAAAAUGUAUUUCAAGGAUUCAUUUAUAUUCUGAUAUGUGGAGAAGUUUUGAUGAGGGUCUUUACAAAUUCUUAAAGACUUAUAUAUACAUACCAUCAGGAGAUAUUUCUGGAAAUGUAGGACUUUUAACGAAAAUAUACAGAUCAUUUUUAUGCUUUGCAUUUGUGUUUAUUUGGCACGGUUUAUCAUGGGAAGUAUUUCUAUGGACUACAUUUAAUUACAUAGGAAUAACUAUUGAAACAUUAGCGAAGUACAUUGGAAAAACACAAGUUUACAUUAAAUACGUUAAAGGUAAUCUUCAAAGACGUAACGAAAAGCGAUUAUUAGCUCUGUUAACAAGUCCUUUAACUAUGAUGUCAGCAAUUUCUAAUUUUUUCUUUUUCGGUGGCAUAGAUGCAGGAAUGAGUUUUUUUGAAGUAAUAUUUUUACAAAAUACUUGGAUUCAAAACUCGAUUAUUAUCAUUAUUUUUUAUUGUAUGUGUAAUAUAUCCAUGGAAUUUGAAGAUUAUAGAAAAGCAAAACAGUUCUAAGAUUAUUUUCAUAUUGCAGUAAAAAUAUUUAUAAUGUGUAUUAAUUUACAAUAAAUAUGUUAUUUUAUGGUAAAUGUUCCAAUUUUUAACUACAUAAUUAGAUAAAAGUAUUAUGACAUUAGAAAUUAAUUAAAAUAAUUGUAAUGACAUAGUAUUAGUAAAAAUAAGUUUAUGAUGAGCUAACUAAAGUAACAUUUGAUACUUGAGUUAUUGAUUUUAAACUUCAAUGAAAGUAUUAAUUUAAUUUAAUUGAUUGUUUCCUUAUUAUAAUAAAUUACUAUUUUUAUUUUUCUAAGUAAAAAUUUGUUUAUUUUUUAUUUAUAUUUCAUUUGUUUCAAAAAAAAACUCUUCAUUUAGUUGCGUUUUGUCAUCAAUUUGUGAUAAAUUAACCUACACUCUUAAAAAAAUGUUUGAAUUUUCACAUACUACUACUGUAAGUUUUAUACACAUAUAAUGUAAGGAUAAAUUUUGACAGUGAUCAAAAUGUUAUAUUUGUGUACGAAUUUUCGAUUAUGUCAAACUUACAU
Daktulosphaira vitifoliae (grape phylloxera) is the source of this 2232-nucleotide messenger RNA. RefSeq names its product protein-cysteine N-palmitoyltransferase Rasp (gene rasp). The transcript has 9 exons. The coding region runs from base 179 to 1705 and encodes 508 amino acids. Gene Ontology annotation, biological process: protein palmitoylation. The record is from RefSeq and is a predicted model, not a curated record. NCBI's taxonomy places the organism in Eukaryota, Metazoa, Arthropoda, Insecta, Hemiptera, Phylloxeridae. Gene Ontology annotation, cellular component: endoplasmic reticulum. Gene Ontology annotation, molecular function: palmitoyltransferase activity.